Molecule: messenger RNA, 768 nt
Organism: Nicrophorus vespilloides
Lineage: Eukaryota; Metazoa; Arthropoda; Insecta; Coleoptera; Silphidae
Exons: 4
Coding region: 75-581 (168 amino acids)
Source: RefSeq, a predicted model, not a curated record
GGUCUCUGCAAUACCGGUGGGUCAGAGCACUUAUUGACUUUAUUGUUGUUUAUUGUAAGUGAGCAGGCACGAAAAUGGAAUUAAUUCAUGUUCCAGUGAAAGUUCGAAGAUUCGAUCUAUCAGAUUCACCAGACUUUGAAGCUGAUGAACUGGAGUUGGAAAGUGGAAUAGAGUAUUCUAUGCUGAAGAAGAGAAUGAGAGAGUACUUUGGUAUUGCUGAAGAUGAGGCCAAAGUGAUAAAAAUUAGGAACAAGGAUUAUGUUCUUGUUCCCAUGAUGAAUUUGCUGAAUGAAGAUGACACUCAAAGCCCUUUCAUCAUUGAUAUUACAGCUACAUCUCUGGCAAAUGAGAGCAACUUGCUGCAAGAUGCUUAUGUGGAUGCUGUUCGGCAGAAAUUCAGGAACAUGGAAUCAAGAAUUUCACAGGCAGAGGUGUUACUGCCUCAGUUGCAGUGGAGAAGACAGUCCCAUCUGGAUGGGACAGUUUCUAGCUUGAGCAGUAAAGUUUCAUUCUUGAAUAGGCGCAUUGACGAACUUAUGCCAAGCAAAUGGAAAUCAAAAAUGCCUGCUACUAUCUCAUAAGAAUAUAUGUUCACAUUUUUUGAUGAUAUCAGUAUUAUUAUCUUUAAUUAUUAAGCUUCUACAUAGUUACAGUAGUUUUUAUCUAAGCUAUAUUCAAUUUCUAUGAAUUUUAAAAAUUGAAAAUAUUCAUAAGUUGGUGAUGAAAAUAGAAUAUAUAUGAACAUUAGAAUAUUUAUCAAAUGGUUAU